AUGGAAGAUCAUAAUAAUAAUAAUUUUUUAGGCGACUUAACCGACAUCAUCAGAGCUAGCGGCGCUUCUCCUCCCGACAAGUGGCAGUUUCCGACAAGCAAUCAAACCGAAAUCCACCAGAACGAGCCGGGCCGCGAUGAUUUUGGCGACCCGUUUACCCAUUUCGAAGACCUGUUGCUCCACGAGUCCGAGACCCGAGCCAUGCCAGGGUUUUUCCCUGACAAGCUCGGGUUUUUGGAUGAUAGUAUAAGUACAUUAGGGUUUGCUUCUUCUGUUGUUACUGUUGCUGUUGAUGUUGCUGGUCUAAAUAAUAAUAAUAAUAUUAUUAUUAGUAAUAAUAAUAAUGAUGAAAAUAAGAUUAUUAGUAAUAUGAAUAUUGGUCAAGGGAUUAGUCUUGAUGAGGAGGAGAUGAAAAGACCUAAUUGUUAUUUUUCGAGGAUGAUUCAGAUAUCUCCGGCUGGUACGUUGCCGUGUGAGUCGCCGGCGGCGGGUUUGGAUUGCCGGAAUUCGGUAGCUUCGAAAAAUGCAGCUCAUAUGCAGAUCUCGUCUCCACGAAAUACUGGCAUCAAAAGAAGGAAGAGUCAGGUGAAAAAAGUGGUAUGCGUACCAGCGCCAACUCCUGUAAAUAGCAGGCCCAGUGGGGAAAUUGUGCCCUCCGAUCUUUGGGCUUGGAGAAAGUACGGUCAGAAGCCCAUUAAAGGUUCCCCUUACCCAAGGUAA
Messenger RNA from Striga hermonthica, 720 nucleotides. The record is from the annotation of a GenBank genome assembly. NCBI's taxonomy places the organism in Eukaryota, Viridiplantae, Streptophyta, Magnoliopsida, Lamiales, Orobanchaceae.